AUUUCUCCACAGAAAGGAAAUGGGGAAAAACGAGUCAAACAUAGGUGGCAAACCUAAGACGUCAAAAGGACCUAAUGAGCUUAAGCUUGAAGCCGCGGCUGCUAGGAAGAAAGGCCCAAAUAUCACACCAGUGACUCAAAGUGACGAUGGGGAAUUUGGAGAUGGAAGCAAACUAUCCAGAGAUUACAGAGGUGAUCCAGAUAUAGUUGACAAAGUCCUGAAGCAAAAAUUUGAGAUAUGUUGGGCCAUCGCAUUGAUACGUCUUCUCCAGGCUAUUUACAACAUAACUCAAGAUAACAUAACUAACGGCAAAAGCUUCCUUCAUGAUGACCUCGUCGUGCAUUUGAAGACGAAAAAAAAUCCAGGCAAACGACCGGCGUCGUUGAAACUUCAGAACCUUAAAGAUGCUAUUAAACAUAUAGCAGUUAAUGGAUUGCUUAAAAUUAAAGCAACGGGAGUUACAAAGGCUGGGAGCGAGAUUGGAUAUCAUGGCAAGUGGAACUUUUCAAUGGAGAAAUGUCCUUCAGUGGAUUUCAUCAAGUCCAAAGUUGAUAUCUCUCCAGUUGUCAUAUCGUUUGAUAUAGCUGACGAAUUCCAUUUCAUUGGCAAUGGUAUCUACAAGGUAAGCGGCGUAGAUAUAGAAGAUGGCGAAGUAGAGGGGCACGCAGUUCUCAUCGUCGGCUAUGGCUACACCAAAGACAAUCGACUAUUCUUUUUGAUUCAGAAUAGUUGGGGAGAAGAUUGGGGUGUGAAAGGUUUUGGACGAAUCUUCAUAGAUGACAUGUCCACGACCACACUUGUUUAUCCAAAUAUCUAACUUGACCAGAUUUGGGUCAGGCCUAGUUACUUGAGAGAUUCGAUUCUUUUUGGUUUUUGUCUUCUUAUUCCCUAACUGUUACUAGCAAUGGGAACCAAGUAUUUUCAUUUAAACGUUUUAGAGACACCUCUUCUGGCAUUUUUAGCCUUGUUCACUUCUUUUUCACUUAUAAAUAUCUUUUUCUUAU
Messenger RNA from Arabidopsis arenosa, 1004 nucleotides. The record is from the annotation of a GenBank genome assembly. Lineage: Eukaryota; Viridiplantae; Streptophyta; Magnoliopsida; Brassicales; Brassicaceae.